CACAUUAAACAUGGCGGAUGCAGAUUUACUGAGACGUGAUGGAACAAGAAUCUGUGUUGGAAACCGCAUUCUCGGUGAUGGCAGCUUUGGUACAGUAAAAUAUAUCGGCCAAGUACCACCAACCAAAGGUAUCUGGUUGGGUGUGGACUGGGACGAGCCAGACAGAGGGAAACACAAUGGAACACAUGAAGGGAAAAGAUAUUUUGAAACAAGAAAUCCAAAAUCAGGAUCUUUUCUGAGACCGAAGAAAGCCGAAUUUGGUGUGUCGUGUUUUGAAGCCCUGAGAGAUCGCUAUGGCUUGAUCGAGGGAGAAGAUGCUGGUGUUGUCACAGAUGAGUUGUUUAUCCUCGGAACCAACAAGAAGGCUACAGUUGUGGAGAUGGUCGGUGCGAAGCAAGUGAACCAGAGGCAAAGCAAGCUGGAGACGCUGAAAGACAUAGGCCUGAGAGAGUGCCUUGUGUAUGGAAAUGGCCCUGGCUGUCAGCUGAAGGAGUACACUCCCAACAUCACAGAACUGAAUCUGUCAAAGAACCUCAUCUCUUCAUGGGAGGAUGUGGCCCGGGUAGUAGAACAGCUGCCUCUGCUCCAUAGCCUGAAUGUCAGUGAUAACUGUUUAGCCAUACCAGACAACCUCGAUGCCUUGCGACCAAGUUUUGCCAAAGUUCAGUUCCUUUUCCUCAACCGGAUGCAGUACAGCUGGGGACAGAUCUUGAGGUGCAGCACUAUGUUCCCGUGUCUGGAGCAGCUGCAUGUCUGUUUCAACAAGCUCACGUCUCUCUCCAUCCCCUCACAGUCUGAGCUUCCUCAUCUCACUCUGCUCAACCUAGACUGUAACGACCUGCAAAGCUGGGAGGAAAUCCUCAAAGUCGGGACACUUCCUAACCUGAAGACUUUGAUGGCCAGUGAGAACAACAUUGGCAGCAUCCAUUUUCCCGAUGAUCAAUUAUCAGAAAAGACAAAAUAUUUUACAAAAGUUUGUGUCUUGUCAAUCAUGAGGAACAAGAUUGGUGAUUGGUCAUCUAUAAACGAGCUAGGUAAGCUAUCCACUCUGUUGGAUCUGAAACUACAGAGCAACCCGAUCUGGCAAGUGAUGGAUGAUAAUUCUGUCAGACAGCUCAUCAUUGCCAAGAUAAAAACAUUGCUGUCAUGUAAUAAUUCCAAGUUGGCUGCAGAAGAGAGGAAGGGGGCAGAGAUUGACUAUCUGAAGAAGUUUGGCCUGGACUGGAAGAAGUCUGGGGGUAACCAGGAUCCAGGGAAGAACAAGCCGAGCCAGGAGUUUGUCACACAACACCCUCGAUACCAGGACUUCAUAGACAAAUGGGGUGCUCCCGAGGAUUCAGAAUUAGAAGUAAAGUCUAAUGCUCUGAAGGACAACCUGCUGAAUGUUCUACUGGCAUGUCCCCAGAAGCCAGAGAAAGGUCAGAUUAAGAAGAGACUACCAAAGACCAUGGCAGUACAGAAGGUCAAGACGCUGGUCCAGCGGCUGUUUCAGGUGGAGACGGGAGACAUCAUCCUCACUUACAAGAGUCAGGAGGUUGAGGAUGCUGAGUUUCCAAUUGACAACGAUCUUCGAGCACUGUCUUUUUACUCCUUGGAAAAUGGCGACACUAUAUUAGUGAAGUGGAAGUAGGCCUUCAAGAAGAACUUCCUAUGCUGUGUAAACCAGGGACUAGUGCACUUGAAAUAAUAGCAUUGUAAAAACCCUAUAGUCAAAUUUAAAAAAUUGGAAAAAAUAUGUAUGAUUGUAAAUUAUAACAUUAAAAGAUUUUUCCAAGUUCAGCUAGAAGACAGGAAUGUCAGUCUUCUGCCCAUCAUCAGAAGUCUGUGAUCUUGAAAACCACCAUUUGGGCAAUUUCUGUGAAUUGUUUCUUGGACACACACACAAGGAACAAUUCACAGAAAUUCACCCCUUUAAAACAUCGAAAUUUCCAAUGAAAUGUUCAAGGCUAAUGCUAUCUGGAUCCCGGAGUACAUUAUUUAUACUUAUAUUCCUUAUGUCAGAAAGAGUGUCCAGAAUUACUGCCUGCCCAUUAUCCCAUGGCUGGUAACAUUUCUGUUGGGACAUCCCUAUCUGCAAGAUUGUCUCAUAAUAUAGGGCAGAGUUGCGUCCCUUGGGCACGCCAGAAACCUAUGAUUGUGGGUUCGAAUCCCGGUUCUCCCCGAUUAUGUUUCUAGGUUUGUCAGCACCAUACCAGUGCUCGUGGGUUUCACCGAAGUGGUAAACGUCUGAGACCUCCAUCACUUUGGGCUUUCCUCCCACAUUAAGCUGACACGCCGUGAUAUAACUGGAAUACUGUGAAAAGCGGCGUUAAACCCAACUCACUCACUCACUCACUCAUAAUAUAUUUUAUUUUUUCACUGACACUGGCAAUUUUGAAUCAGACAUUGCCAUGUGAUUCACUGACCCUACAGCUUGGGUUACCGCUGUGAUUAUAAAACUGUAAGUUCCAAAGGCACACAGGAAAGUAAAUAUGAGAAAAAUGGUAAUGAUUAUCAUGCAUGUGUUUACAACACUGGGCCUGCAACUUUCUAGACAGACCGCCUGGGUUGGUGGGUGAAAAAAUUACUUGAGGUACUGGUCAAAAUUAGAAAUAUUAGAUAUAUUGAUCAUGGUGAUGUAUUUUAAGGUCACAACACUGUACAAGGCAAGAGUUGCUGUUUCUUGCUGUUUGUCAAUGCAGUGUGGCUUAGCACUGAUGACAGGCAGCAUAGUGUGUUAAUGUAUGUAGAUAUAAUAUUUACAUGUAUACAAUCUAUCGAUGCUGUAUAAAAGACAAGUCCUUCCAUUAUGAAGACAGUGUCGGGCAGCAGUAGAUUAUGUGUGCUGGAAUGGUAUAUAGCACUUGUGAUAUUUUGAUAUUUGUCAGUAGUAUUGUAAGUCAGUUACAUGUUGUCAAAUUAAUAUAUUUUGAAUACUCGUAACAAAGCUUUGGAUUGCAAGCACAGUUAGACAUUGGUACCUCAAACUCCAAGAACUUGAUAUCACCAAUAAGACUAUGUUCCUCUACUAGAAUGACCAGCGCUCUGCUUGACAAUAACAUUGCAGAGAGUACCCCAGUCUAGAGUAGAUCGGACUGUUCAGGUAAGCAAGUACCGUAUAUCGCUGUGUAUAAGGCGACCCCACGUGUAAGACGACCCCCCUGUACACGGGUAGGUAUUGCCUGAGUUUUUCCAUCCACCACCAUUUCACAAAUGAGGUACAACUGGUUAUCUCAUGCUAUGGAUGUCUCAGUACAUUGUUUUUAUACUCUUAAGACAUGGAUCCACUGUGGAUUGUUUCAUGCCUAUUCACAGAAAGUUCAGAAAAAAGUAGAUAUUAUUCUGUUCAUAUGUUAAUCAGUCAAUUAUGAAAUAUACCAAAGGUUUUUAAAAAAAACCCAAUAUGUCCUCUUUGAAACUAGGAGUUAGAACCAAUUGAGGACUAUUGUCAAUCAGGCUUGUAAACAUUAUUCCUAAUGCAACAUAACUGUCAUACAUUAAAUGCUUAAGGGUCCUUUCAUUGUAUUUUGUAUUUGACAUAAAACUGAUUACGAGGGAUAUUUAUUACAUGAUUAUUGAUUAUAAUGUCUGUGAUUAAUUAGAGACAAAGUCCCUGGUUGUUCUGUGCUAUUUGCUCUGUCGUUGCCUUCUGCGAUAUGGUUUGUAUAAUGAUUCACGGUGUGCAAAUAAAAAAUAUGAUGAUAAAA
Haliotis rufescens (red abalone) is the source of this 3686-nucleotide messenger RNA. Its product is annotated as tubulin-specific chaperone E-like. Lineage: Eukaryota; Metazoa; Mollusca; Gastropoda; Lepetellida; Haliotidae. The record is from RefSeq and is a predicted model, not a curated record. The transcript is spliced from 14 exons. Gene Ontology annotation, molecular function: alpha-tubulin binding. Gene Ontology annotation, biological process: protein folding. The coding region runs from base 11 to 1630 and encodes 539 amino acids.